Durusdinium trenchii is the source of this 873-nucleotide messenger RNA. NCBI's taxonomy places the organism in Eukaryota, Dinophyceae, Suessiales, Symbiodiniaceae. The record is from the annotation of a GenBank genome assembly.
AUGAUCGCCAUGGGGAAGCAAAAGCAACAAGCUCCGCUUUUGGACGUUCAAGAGCACAAAGAAUACAUAGAGCUCACAUUGACGUAUUGCCUUGGAGACCUUGCCGCCUUGCAAGCAAUUGGCUGUGGAGGUGGCAUUCUUUAUCUGACGGUUGGAAAUUCGCGAUUGCUGUUUGCCGCGCUGGCAUCCAAGAUCAUUCUGAAACAGGAGUUGGAAACCUGUCAAUGCAUACUUUUGGCGUUCAUGACUGCCUGCAUUGUGGCCUUUGCUGAAGCACAGGCGUCCGGCUACGAUUCAAACCGUUCUGGCAUGUUUGCGGGUUUGUUUUUAGUCCUGCUGAAAUCAUUGCUUUCUGCCUUGGCAGCAGUGUUGACAGAGUCGCGCUACAAGACGAGGAAUGUUUGGGAAGCAAAUACAAUGUUGAAGACGCAGAGCUUCCUCUUGGCACUGGUCAUUUGGGCUCUUACAAGCCUUCUAGAUAAGCGGGAGGCUCUGCAGGUUUGCCCACGCUUUGAAGGUUUGCCGCCAUCUGUAGAGACCCCAUGCGUCGAUUACAGAGGAUGGGAUCGUUGGACCUUUGCUGUCCUGGUGGCAGAGGUUGGCAAUGGGUGGAUCUCGGUGGCCAUCUUGAAGAAUUUGUCGGCAAUCGCCAAGUUUGUAUGCAAAGGUCUGUCUGCGCCAAGUUUGUACGUGUCCUAUUGCUUGAUGGGAAGGAACCAGUUCAAGCUAGCACUAUUUCUGCCCAUCUUGGGCCUGACGGUCUCAAUUGUAUUUUAUGCCAAAGAGACCCUAAAGGUCAUUUACCAAGUUUACUUGCCCACAUGGGUACCUGAAUACCGGCCCACAUUUGUGCCGCACGGCACCAGCAAUUGA